Messenger RNA from Pecten maximus, 1191 nucleotides. RefSeq names its product beta-1,3-galactosyltransferase 5-like. Gene Ontology annotation, molecular function: hexosyltransferase activity; UDP-glycosyltransferase activity. The record is from RefSeq and is a predicted model, not a curated record. NCBI's taxonomy places the organism in Eukaryota, Metazoa, Mollusca, Bivalvia, Pectinida, Pectinidae. Gene Ontology annotation, cellular component: membrane. The transcript has a single exon. The coding region runs from base 1 to 1191 and encodes 396 amino acids.
AUGACAGUUUCUGGUCGAAGCAUUAUUGUGUUUGGAGUUAUGAUGACAUUUGUCUACAUUUUAAUUUACGUUUAUGGUUCGUCUAGGCGUUCAAAAGAUCCAUCCGACCCAAGAUGCAUUGCAAAAGGAAGUGCAACUUUAGAUGAAUUAGAUGCCAUACAGAAUUUUUCAUUUGAUUUUCCGCCAGAUUAUAUUUACUCUAAAGACAAUAAAAUAUGGCAUGAAGUCUUGACAAAAAGUCUACGCCAGAUUUCAAAGGAGCAAUCGAAUGUAUUCAACGAUACGUAUCCUCUCAACGUGAACAUGCGAGAGUUGGUGAACGUAUACAAAAGCGGAGGCUACGUUGCCCCACUUAAGGUUAAUGAAUAUCCAUUUCAGUUCAUACGAAACCCCACUAAAGUAUGUGAAAAGGGACAAAAAGUGUUUCUCUUAUUCCUCAUCAAAUCUGCCCUACGCCAUUUUGAUAGACGACAAGUGAUUCGUCAGACUUGGGCCAAUGCAGAGGUCUGUAAGAAAUUUGGAGUUCGGAGGCUGUUUUUAACUGGAAUAAUGCGAGGACAGAAUCGAUAUCAUGAGUUUUUAAGGAAUGAAAUUUUAUACUACGAAGAUACUCUCCAAAUGGAUUACUUUGAUAUGUAUUACAACAACACGUGGAAAACACGUGGUGGAAUUAAAUGGGCGGUCAACGAAUGUAAACAAGCCGAGUACGUUAUGGUAGUGGAUGACGAUUUCUAUGUUGCUUCCGAUCUCCUCGUCCAACUUUUACAUACAGUUGGCAGGUCUAGGAAUUUCUAUAUGGGCUGGCUAAACAGGAAUCCAGUUCCCGUUCGGAACAUGCGUGAUAAGUGGUUUGUCUCUAAACGGGAUUUUCGGUACCCCGUUUAUCCGGAGUUUAUCAGCGCCGGAGCUAUUGUAAUGUCCAUGGAUUUUGCCGUGGACAUUCAUAUUGCAAGUCAGUAUACUAAUCAUUUCAAAUUUGACGAUGUGUUCAUUGGUAUAGUGGCUUCUAAGCUCAGGGUGAGGCCUGUUUCCUGUAGUCUAUUCUCCAUGUUCAAAGUCUGGUUCACUGCAGACCGCUUUUGGAAAACGCUUGUAUCGCAUGAGUACAAACCCAAGGAACUUCUACAGGCGUGGAAAUGUCAUCUUCUUAUAAACAGCCAAGGGCUGGAUGGUAGCAUUGACACGUCGUAA